Lontra canadensis (Northern American river otter) is the source of this 495-nucleotide messenger RNA. Its product is annotated as kelch-like protein 4. Bases 1 to 432 code for a protein of 143 amino acids. Lineage: Eukaryota; Metazoa; Chordata; Mammalia; Carnivora; Mustelidae. The transcript is spliced from 2 exons. The record is from RefSeq and is a predicted model, not a curated record.
AUGUCAGUGCCUGGCCAGAAAGAGUUUCAUGUGAAACAGAUUCUAAGGCUACACUGGAGGUGGUUUAGUCAUCCUUCUCAAGGGUCACCCAACACUGGAAAAUGCCUUCAGCAGGAAGGAUAUGAGCAUAGAGGGAUCCCGGUUCAGGGCAGGUUGAAUAACCAUGCUCAGGACAGAAACAGACUGAAAAAAAGGAAAAAUUCUUUCCACCCCAACAUACUAACACCAGGGCCAGCACUGGCCCCUGACCAUCAGAGAUCCUUUCAGAAUUGGCACUCACAAAACCUGAUAGAACAUCUUCGAGCAAAUGAAGAUACUCCUAAAGCAGUUUCAGAAGAGAAUUUGUUUAAAGAAGCCUGUGAGAAACACUUACAAGAUUUGGAGAUGAUUGCUGAUGAUAAUACAGAAGAUUCUACAGUGAGGAGAGUUUAAGAGGGAACUUUCUAUGUCUUGCUUCUCUAAUGCCUCUCUUCAGCAAGAUUGGGGAACAAGAGG